AUGGCUUCCACCUCGGCAUCUCAGAUCGUCCAAUUUACGCCAUUCUCUUCCGCCAUCUCUCCUUCAUUCUGGACGACGUUGGCAGCGCUCAAGAUUGACCGGCUGCAGCUGUCCGAUGAGGCCGUUGAGGUACAGGGGCACUACGGCGUUGGCAAACGAGUCAAGGACCGCUCCACCGGCGAAGACAUCGCUCUGGCAAGUGGCAUCAGCUGUGAUGGAGAGAGCAUAAGUUUGGUCGAUGGCUCUUCGGAUCGGAGACCAAUCCCGCCCAAUGGGUUUCUUGCGAAAGGUACACUCAAGAACUUCAAUACGAUUGAGGAUUUCAAGAAAGCCGACAAGACGGCUAUCUUCAACGACCUGGGCUCCUCGAUGCUUCAAGCCUUUUUGACGUCCGAAGACCCCGUAGAGGAGCUCACCAGGUUCAUGGUGCUAUGCUUCUCCGAUCUGAAAAAGUACAAGUUCGUCCAUUGGUUUGCCUUUCCUAGUCUCGUGGCCCGACCCAAUUGGCAAUUCGUCACGGAGCAAGGCGGUCAGGGGCAACAACCUAGCUGUAGACGAGCAUUGGAUGUGCUUGGAGCCGAGCAGCUCGCUUCAUUUGCACAAAAAGUCCACGAAAGAAGAGUGACGCUUGGCGGGACCCCCAAUGCCGGCUUCUUCCUCGCAAGGACAUCGAAGGGCCAAGCGUCGUUGGGUAGUAUUAUGGACUUUGAAAGCUUCUUUGCGAACGCAGCCAGCGACGAGGAACGGGUGGUCGGCUUCAUUGAUCCAUCACCUCACCCGACAACGCCCGGAUGGCCCCUUCGGAAUCUCUUGACGCUCUUGGCCAUUCGAUUCAGAGUCAAGAGGAUACGUGUUCUCUGUUGGAAGGACGACGUGGCAAGUUUUGAUGUGCAUACGAGUCGGAGCGUCGUUGCGGACGUCUUUAUGGAAGAGACGGAACGUGAUGACAAGCAGCUCGUCUUUCAAGGCAAUAAUUUGCCCCUCUCUGCACAGACAGAAGAUCAAAGCAAACCGUCCGUUGUUGGGUGGGAACGCAACGCAGCCGGCAAGCUGGGUCCGAAGAUGGCCGACCUGGGCCCGCUCAUGGAUCCCACAAAGCUCGCAGAUCAAGCAGUCGACCUCAACUUGAAGCUUAUGCGGUGGCGCAUCCUCCCCGAGAUCAAUCUCGAGAAGAUUCAGACUACCAGAUGCCUCUUGCUGGGCGCCGGCACCCUUGGAUGCUACGUGGCUCGCACGCUCUUGGGCUGGGGCGUGCGCAGUAUCACGUUGGUCGACAAUUCGACAGUUUCCUUCUCCAAUCCCGUCCGACAGCCUCUAUUUGAUUACGAAGACUGCCUCGAGGGAGGCAAGCCAAAGGCGAAGUGUGCAGCUGACAAGCUCAGAAAGAUCUACCCUGGUGUGAAUUCCACUGGGAUCCAAAUGUCCAUCCCUAUGCCUGGGCACCCAAUUCCUGAAGCCAGUGUCGAGCAGACAAAGAAGGAGAUCGCGGCAUUGGAAGACUUGUUCGAUCAGCACGACGUCGUCUAUCUUCUGAUGGACUCGCGAGAGUCCCGAUGGCUGCCGACCUUACUCGGUGCAGCAAAGGGCAAGCUCAUUUUGAAUGCUGCGCUCGGCUUCGACACCUUUCUCGUCAUGCGACAUGGCGUGCCCGCACAAGAGGGCAAAUCACCGAGGCUUGGCUGCUAUUUCUGCAACGACGUCGUAGCACCUGCCGACUCACUCACCGAUCGAACCCUCGACCAAAUGUGCACCGUGACGAGACCUGGUCUGGCCAGUCUUGCUGGCGCUUCGGCAGUGGAAUUGAUGGUGUCACUUCUUCAGCACAAGGAUGGCGCCUGGGCCCCACCCUCGUCUUCCCCCUCCGCCACAAGUAGCUCCAAUGCAUCCCCCGCCUCAUCUUCGUGCCUCGGUCUUGUCCCGCAUCAGAUUCGCGGCUUUCUCGCAAACUUCAACAAUAUGCUUAUCACGGGACCGGCCUUUGACAAGUGCACGGCCUGCUCCGAGGCCGUCGUCGAGGCUUACCGGACCGAUGGCUUCGAUGGCUUUUUGAAGAAGGCAUUCGACGAUGUCGAUUCGACGUUUCUGGAGGGCGUGACGGGUUUAGACGAGAUGAAAAGAGCAACAGAAGAGGCAAUGCAGAGUGGAGACGUGGAUUGGAGCGAUGACGACGGCGAAGGAUUCGGCGAGGACGAGGGCGAGGGAGAGCUGCUGUGA
Molecule: messenger RNA, 2214 nt
Organism: Acaromyces ingoldii
Lineage: Eukaryota; Fungi; Basidiomycota; Exobasidiomycetes; Exobasidiales; Cryptobasidiaceae
Product: putative APG7-component of the autophagic system
Exons: 10
Coding region: 1-2214 (737 amino acids)
Biological process (GO): cellular response to nitrogen starvation; protein modification by small protein conjugation; autophagy of mitochondrion
Cellular component (GO): phagophore assembly site; cytoplasm
Molecular function (GO): Atg8 activating enzyme activity; Atg12 activating enzyme activity
Source: RefSeq, a predicted model, not a curated record